Staurois parvus is the source of this 2581-nucleotide messenger RNA. The record is from the annotation of a GenBank genome assembly. NCBI's taxonomy places the organism in Eukaryota, Metazoa, Chordata, Amphibia, Anura, Ranidae.
AUGAGAGAUGCUGUGAAAAAAAUGAAUAGAGAUCCUGCAUUAAUCAACCCAGUUUGUGCCACAGACCUCAUUGCAGACCAUUCUUUACAGCUGGAUUUUACUAAAUGUGUGGCACAGAAUGCCCCAAGUGUAGCUUCUGCGGAUUCACACAGACCCACAUCCAAGCUUUCUCCAGCCAAAUCGUCAGUUUCUAAAUCUCAUUGUAGAGGACAGAGUGGAUGCAGGGCAGCCUGUAAUGUUGGAGCAACGAACAGGAGCUCUCAGGAGCAGAUUGAAAACACACCAAUGCUAUGUCCUUUCCAUUUACAACCCAUUCCCGAGCCUGAAGCUGCACUGAAAAGUCUUGAGAUUGAAUUUAACAGGAAUAAAGAGAGACUUCAGUUUUUAAAGUGGUGUUCAAAGGCCUUUCAGAAUGUGACUGUGAUUCCUCCAGAAACUGGAACUGUGCACCAAGUGAAUCUGGAGUACCUAUCCCGAGUUGUGAUGGAUCAGAAAGAUCUCUUAUAUCCAGACACUAUACUUGGUACUGACUCUCACACUACUAUGGUGAAUGGUCUUGGAAUUUUGGCUUUGGGCAUGGGUGGAAUAGAGUCUGAAGCUGCUAUGUUGGGGAUACCCGUUACAUUAACCUUGCCUGAAGUUGUUGGAUGUGAGCUGACUGGCUCAAUCAGUCCAUUUGCUACUUCUAUAGAUGUUGUUCUAAGCAUCACCAAGCAUCUACGAAAAGCAGAGAUAUCUGGGAGAUUUGUAGAAUUCUUUGGAGAUGGUGUCUCUAUUCUUUCGGUAGCUGACCGCACCACAAUCGCCAACAUGAGUCCAGAGUAUGGGGCCACAGUGGCCUUUUUUUCCAGUGGACCAAGUGACCCUUAGUCAUCUACAGCAGACCGGUGUUGAUGCUCAAAAAUUAAAAACAUGUGAAGCCUACUUGAGAGCAGUCCAAUUGUUUAGAGAUGAGAAGUGUGUGGGAAGACCUGAGUAUUCCAAGAUCAUAGAAAUUAACUUGAAUUCCAUUGUGCCGUAUGUGAGUAGCCCCAAGAGACCUCAAGACCGGGUAUCCAUAGUUGAUAUGAAAAAAGAUUUUGAAGCAUGCCUAAGUGAAAAGGUGGGCUUUAAAGCAUUCCAAAUUCCACCUGAAAAGCAGAAAGUAGUGAUCCCAGUUACCUAUGGAAGCUCUGAAUACUUGUUGUCACAUGGCUGUGUCCUUAUUGCUGCUGUGAUUAGCUGCACCAACAACUGCAAUCCUUCUGUCAUGCUAACUGCAGGGCUUUUAGCGAAGAAAGCUGUAGAAGCGGGACUCAAGGUGAAGCCCUAUAUAAACACAAGCAUGUCUCCUGGAAGUGGUACCGUCACUCAUUACCUCACUGCUAGUGGUGUGCUGCAUUUCUUAAACCAAUUAGGGUUUGACAUUACUGGUUAUGGAUGUUCAAGAUGUGUGGGCAGCUCCAGUCCGCUACCGGAGGAAAUUGUCACUGCUAUUAAAGAGGGGGAAUUGGUAGCCUGUGGCAUUUUCUCUGGAAGCAAAAACUUUGAAGGCAGCCGAUGCAGUUGCAUUCGUGCCAAUUACCUGGCUUCUCCACCUUUGGUUAUUGCCUAUGCUCUAGCAGGCACUGUAAAUAUAGAUCUGCAAACAGAAGCUUUGGGGGAGAAUGCUCAGGGCAAGAAGAUCUUCCUGCAGGACAUUUGGCCUAGCCGUGAGGAGGUUCUACAAGUGGAGGAAAAUGUAGUCAUUCCAUCUAUGUUUAAAGAAUUAAAAAUUAAAAUAGAGAAGCAGAAUACAAGGUGGAACCUUCUUGAAGCACCUGAUAGCACUGUGUUCCCUUGGGAUCACAGAUCCACCUAUAUCAGAAGUCCACCUUUUUUCUACAAACUAGACAAUAUCCCAGCACCUGUUCAGCCAAUUGAGAAAGCCCAUGUGCUGCUUUAUUUAGGAGAUUCAGUGACUACUGAUCACAUUUCUCCUGCAGGAAGCAUCCCUCGUGCCAGCUCAGCGGCCAAGUACCUAGCACAAAGGAACCUGGCACCCAGGGAGUUUAAUUCAUACGGAGCCCGAAGAGGCAACGAUGCAGUGAUGACUAGAGGCACAUUUGCAAACAUGAAGCUUCAGAAUAAACUUGUUGUCAAAAUGGGGCCUAAGACCAUUCAUUUUCCAUCUGGACAGACGAUGGAUGUAUUUGAUGCCGCAGAACUUUACCAAAAAGCAGAUAUUCCAGUUAUUAUUAUAGCUGGCAAAAAGUAUGGAUCAGGAAACUCAAGAGAUUGGGCAGCCAAAGGACCAUUUUUGUUGGGUGUUCGGGCUGUGAUAGCUGAAAGUUAUGAGAAGAUCCAUAAAGACCAGUUGGUUGGAAUUGGCAUUGUUCCUCUUCAGUUCUUACCUGGAGACAGUGCCGAAUCACUUGGCCUUUCAGGAAAAGAGCAGUAUUCUUUUUCUAUUCCUGACAGUUUGGCUCCUGGGGACACAAUGGAAAUCAAGACAACCAGUGGAAAGUUAUUCAAUGUCAUUGCCGCCUUUGAUAAAGAGGCAGAAAUCACAUUCUAUAAGCAAGGAGGAAUAUUAAACUAUGUGGCUCGAAAAUACUUAUAG